Molecule: messenger RNA, 1437 nt
Organism: Fonsecaea erecta
Lineage: Eukaryota; Fungi; Ascomycota; Eurotiomycetes; Chaetothyriales; Herpotrichiellaceae
Exons: 5
Coding region: 1-1437 (478 amino acids)
Molecular function (GO): FAD binding
Source: RefSeq, a predicted model, not a curated record
AUGGCUUCUUCUCAUACUUGGAUCUCCGAGCUCCAGGCACUCGUUGAGCAUGACGAGCUGGCAUUGCCUGGCUCUCAACUGUAUAUUGAUGAGUCCAAAACAUGGGCAGCUCAAAGAAAUUUGCACCCAAAAGUCCUCAUUCGACCUAGGUCUGUGGAGCGGCUGUCACAGGUCCUGGCGUAUUUGAACAACUCUGAGCGGGACUUUGCAGUUCGGUCUGGGGGUGUUGGCUCAAGCUCGACGAAGGACGUUCUGAUCAGUCUUGCUACGUUUGACGGGUUCCAAUUUGAUCCCAGUACGGAGACCAUCACCAUCGGUGCCGGCCAGACAUGGGGCGAAGUGGAUCAGAAGCUGGAGAAAGAGGGCGGAGGUUACGCCGCUUUGAGCGCGCGGUGCACUUUUGUCGGGGUCGGAGGCAGCCUUAUAACAGGCGGCAUCUCUUGGGCAUCUUCGGAAUUCGGGCUUGCUUCUGAUCCGCAGAAUCUGCUGGACGCAGAAGUUGUCACUGCCGACGGGCGGGUUUUCUGGGCUUCCACCGAGCCGAAGCUGUUGUGGGCUCUACGUGGCGGAGGAGGUGGCUUUGCCGUCGUUGUUACCAUGAAGUUGCGAGUGCACAAAUACAGCAAUUCAAUCUACACAGGAAAUAUUCUCUUUCCGAACGACUCGCUCGGGGAACUCGCCAAGGCGGUGUCAAAUUUCACGCAUCGGACGCAGGAUCCAAAGACGGCCAUGCAUCUCUAUUGCCUCGACCUGGCCCACGCAGCUCUGACCGGACAGAAUCCUGCGCCAGGCAUCAUGAUUGUCGUCUACGACGCCAACGGAGAAGCGCACGGCCGCAGCGACGAAGGCUUCGGCUGGGCGCUGAAGAUCAAAGGUGCAAUCGACAACACUAAGUCCAUGACUUUCGCCGAGGCAAAUCAGCAGCAGGACAAUCUUAAAGUGGCCAUGGGCAUGACGAACAGCUGGAUGUCUGGCGCCACGAUUCCGCACCUGGACGAGGAGAUCGUCCUCCGCUCCUGGAAAUGGUUUAACGAGCUGCUCGCCAAAGACCCCCGACAGAGUGCAGGUGCUUUUGCAUUGAUCGAGGUCAUGCAGCCUCCUGCAUUCUCCUCCAUCUCCUCUCGCACAGAUACAGCCUGGCCGCACACGAACAACAGACACAUCUUGCAGCUCGGAACGGGUUCAUUUCCAGGCUCUCCCGAGUCGGACGCUGUCUCGCUCAAGGUCCUCGCGGACGCGGCCUUCGAGAUCAGCCUCACGCACACCAAGGCGGACUAUAUCCCUAACUUCAUCAACUCUUUCAACGACGUGGAAGCGGUAUGCUUGAUUCCCCCUCCCUGUUUUGAUGCUCUACAAUCCGCUGCAUGUAGGAAGGCCAUUGAUUUGACUGAAUACUUCGUGCUGGGUAGAUUUUCGGCGAGAAUUAUCCUCGAUUGA